Messenger RNA from Punica granatum (pomegranate), 2004 nucleotides. The record is from RefSeq and is a predicted model, not a curated record. Lineage: Eukaryota; Viridiplantae; Streptophyta; Magnoliopsida; Myrtales; Lythraceae.
CUUUCCUAUGAAUUCUUUGUCUCCUCUCUCUGUCUCUGUCUCUGUCUCUUUCUUCCUCUCUCUGUGUAUAUGUUCUUAAGACAAGACAUCCCACUAAUCCAAUUUCCCAAAUUACAAGAGAUCAAUGUCCGUGUCCUUAGCUAGUCUCUGUAGCCCACGUUUCUUCACCAUGUUUGUGUGUACCCUCGGAAGUUAGUCCUCUGUUUUGGCUGUUACUUCCCACUUUGGAGUUUGAAAAAGUGAACAGAAGAAAGAAGAAGAAGAAGAAGUAGAAGAAGAAUCUCUUGAGGCAUGGGAGUGCUGUCUCUGUCUCCCAGUUUGAGGGCACAUUUCUUCCUCCUCCUACUCCUCUUUCUUCAUGGGUGCUGCUGUAGCCCAUUGCGAGUCGAUGAAGCGGCGAUGAAUCCACUGAUUCCCGAGAUCUCUCCCAGUGGCUCCCCUCAACCCUUCCUCCCGCUCCCCUCGCCUUCCCCAUUGUCUCCAUUCACGAACAGCACUGCACCGAAACUCUCAGGACUCUGUGCAUUGAACUUCACUGCUGCUAAAAGCCUGAUGCACACGACAUCAGUUGAUUGCUAUUCGGCUUUUGCUCCAUUCUUAGCUAAUGUGAUGUGCUGUCCUCAGUUGGCAGCUACGCUCACCAUUCUUGUUGGGCAGUCUAGUAAAUUUACCAACCUCCUUGCCCUCAAUGAGACCCAUGCCAAGUACUGCCUUUCCGAUAUUGAGCAAAUUUUGGCAGGCCAGGGAGCAGCGAGUAAUCUAAACGAGAUAUGUUCUGUUCGUGCAUCGAUCCUCACCGAAGCCUCAUGCCCAGUAAAGGAUGUUUUCGAGUUUGAGAGCACAUUGGAGUCUUCAAAGCUCCUCAGGGCUUGUGAGAGGAUUGACCCUGUAAAGGAGUGCUGCGACGCGGUCUGCCAGAAUGCUAUGCUGGAAGCAGCCACGAAAAUUGCCCUGAAAACUUCAGAUGUUCUUGCCCAACAACUUACAGCGACAGACCAUUCAUCGAGGAUUGAUGAUUGUAAGAGGGUUGUUGCAAGGUGGCUGGUGAGUAAGCUUGACCCUUUCCUGGCAAAGGAGAUUCUCAGAGGACUAUCCAAUUGUGACAUCAAUAAGGCAUGUCCUCUGCUAUUCCCUGAGCUGAAACUUGUCGAGAAGAGCUGCAGAGAUGGGAUAACUAACGAGACAGCUUGCUGCAAUUCCAUGGAAAGCUACGUGUCUCACUUGCAGAAGCAGAGCUUCAUAACCAACUUGCAAGCAUUAGACUGCGCGUCAUCUUUGGGAAUGAAGUUACGGAAACUAAACAUCACGAAGAACAUCUAUAGCCUCUGCCAGAUCAGCCUCAAGGACUUCUCCCUGCAAGCAAUUGGAAGUCAAGAAUCCGGGUGCCUUUUGCCGAGUUUGCCAUCGGAUGCAACGUUUGAUAAGUUUACCGGGGUAAGCUUCCUCUGCGAUCUCAACGACAAUAUUCCCGCGCCGUGGCCGUCUUCUUUGCAAAUGCCAACUUCAUCAUGCAAUAAGACUAUCAAGAUUCCCGCGCUUCCUGCAGCAACAUCUGCUCAGAGUGGCCUUAACAGUGAAGGAUUGAACCUUUUUAAGACUUCUGCACUAGUGGCAUUUCUCUCGAUCAUCUCGUGAAUACUCUGCAAUGAACAAGCUUUUAGUCAGAAAGCCGGAUUCUCGCAGGUUAAACAAUCACGAGAACCAUUAAUCUCUUCUUUUCUUUUGUUUUUGUUUUUGUUUUUUUUCAUGGCAAGGGCUCUGUGAUCAUUGAAGUUCGGUUGGCUAUCAAGAUUGUUGACAGAAAGUAACCAGGAGUUUUCUGUCGAAGUAGUGAACUCUGGACGGGAAGUGAGAUAAGAUGUUGUUGUUCGAGGUAUGUAUUUAUUCAAAAUUCAUUGGCUUGUGUAAUAAACUUUUGUAGAGAGUGUAUGACAAAGAAUCAAAUUCUAUAUAUAUGUGUAUAAUUAUACUUAUAUAAAAGAUUGUUUUGCAUAUGUACAUGAA